This is a messenger RNA of Neurospora tetraspora, 1307 nucleotides long. RefSeq lists its product as uncharacterized. The transcript has a single exon. Lineage: Eukaryota; Fungi; Ascomycota; Sordariomycetes; Sordariales; Sordariaceae. Bases 67 to 1269 code for a protein of 400 amino acids. The record is from RefSeq and is a predicted model, not a curated record.
GUCGCUCAGAGGCAUUCGGCCAGCAAUCAAUGUGGCAUCGCGUCACGCAACAGACCGGCAAUCAACAUGGACAGACUCCGGCGAAUGGUCUCCCGAAUCUCGCGGCGACGCUUAAGACAGCAACUAAACCUGGACAAUGAUGACAACGACAACACCGACAUACACGAUGACCCAAAACCACACGCCCUCGACCUCCUUCCGACGCUCCCUCCCCACCGCCGUCCCAUAACCGCCGUCCCCUCCGCCUCCCACGUUACCUCGCCCGACCGACGACCCGAUGCGACUACCUUCCUGACCCUUCCCUACGAGCUCCGCUACCAGAUCUACCUCCUCGUCCUCGCUGACCGUCAGGGUCUACACGUCGACAUGCGCUACGCCCAGGCCAGUCACGCCAGUGGCCGUCCUCACACGACUGAGGGGGCCUACUUCCACGAGGAGCGGUGGGCCUGGCGCUCGAGUACCUGCCACCGCGACCCCGAUGUCCACCCUGCUUUUGACCAAUGCGGGCUCAGCCGCCCUCCACCGACAGCUUGCCACUUGCACCCCGAAACCACCUGCUCCAUUGGUGCCGACGUUAUGGGUCUACUGUUGACUUGUCGGCAGGUAUAUCGGGAGGCAGUGGAGGUGUUGUAUGGUCGGAACACCUUCUAUAUGAAUACGGGCGCGACGGUGCUUUAUACCGAACGGCUGCUUGUGCCUGAGAGCGCAGCAAUGGUGACGAGCUUGGUCUUUACAAUUACUACCAACACUGUCUCGGUCUUUGCGCAGGAACAGUUGAAGCUGAAAGCGGGGUGGGAGGCAUACGAGACGAUAAUGGGAAGGAUUCCGGUAGCGUUUCCGGGCUUGAGGAAGUUGCAGAUUAUUGCCCUGGCGGCGAGGCGAGCGGGGGUUGAUUGGAUGCGCCAGACGAAUAAUAUACCUGACAUCAUCGAGGCGCCCCCCGAGGAUAGGACGGCGAAUGAGGCGGUUAAGGAGAAACUUCUGGGGUACAUGGACGAUACUGUUAUGGCGUAUCGCGGCCAGUUGAGGGAGUCCUCGUUGGUACUUGAGAAGGAUGUGUUUGAUAGGUAUGUGGGCGGUGACUAUGCUGCUGCUGAGAGAACAGAAUCAGGAGAAGAUUGGAGUCAGUUUUGGAGAAAGCUGCCUUUAGAAAGAAACGAGCUGGACUCGGACAAACCCGAGGCUCGGUGCGGAUAUUGGAUACAACGAGUGCCGAAGCUCGUCGAAGUUUGGUUCGGCAUGGUGGUGGAUUAUUCUGCAAUUGCCUAAGAAGGACAGAGGUAGGGUAUUCCGGGCAUCCAUUGCCA